GUCCAGGCUCGUUUUUCGCAACGCUCCGAGUCCUACAGGUUUGUGAAGGGUCAGCCUGGGGUCAACUACCGCGAUCCCAUGACCCCACGUCAGUGCCCAUUCUUCCCAUACGGACGCCGUGCUGUCACAGCGGCCCGGAUUCGUGGGCGUAAUGAGUCCCCGACCUUCCGGCUUUCAUGUCCCUCAACGUCCCACGCAAGAAGAAUGUUACUCAGGAUGGUCUCGAUGCUCACUUCACUGUCGCUCACAUCAUAUUCUCCCAUCCAAGGCAGUGUUAUGACACUUCGAUCAAUCUCCGGGCCGCCAGGUGAGAGGACAUAACGUCCAUGGACGCGGAAUGAGGACCAUGACCUCGACUUCAUCUGGCACUGACCAAUGGCAGCCAUCUCUAGUUAAAGUCAACGUUCCGACGUAUAGCCAGCGGGAAGCAAUUUCGCCCUGCCAGGUAUAUAAGGCCGGGGUUGUUGAGAUGCACGGUGUCGAGACGCACGCAUUAUGUUGUUUCUUCCCGCAUUGCUGACCACGACAGCCUUUGUCCCGUCGAUCUUUGCCGCUCCUUCGAGGACCGAGACGGCGAAGCGGGCUACCUGCACAGUCGACUCUGCCGAAGUUGCUGCAGACCUCUCGGGUUGCUCGAGUGUCGAGCUCACGUCCUUCACAGUUCCCAAUGAUACUACGAUCACGAUGAGUUUUGCGGAAGGGGCGACAGUCACUAUGACCGGCGAGGUUACAUUUGCCAGCACAGUCGCUUCCGGCCCUCUCCUGACAUUCCAGGGAACGAAUGUCCAGUUCAACGGCAACGGCAUGAUGUUCAACGGCAACGGCGCAGACUAUUGGGACGGUCUGGGGACGAACGGCGGAAAACCGAAACCCCAUCCAUUCAUUGCGAUUGAGGCCUCAGGCACAUUCGAGAAUUUCGUGGCGUACAAUACCCCUGCCCAGGCCAUUCGCGUACAGCCUGCUGCUGAUAUAGGCCCUUUGAUCAUCGAUGGUGUGUACGUGAACAACGCAGCGGGCGACGCAGACGAACUCGGCCACAACACCGAUGGCUUCGACGUCCGGGGAACAGAUAUCACCAUUCAGAAUAGCAUCGUCGAGAACCAGGAUGACUGCAUCGCCAUCAACGACGGCUCAAACAUCCUCUUCCAGAAUAACGUCUGCUCUGGAGGCCACGGGAUGUCCAUUGGCUCUAUUGCUACUGGUGACUUCGUCACGGGCGUGGUCUUCAGUCACAACACGGUCUCCAACUCGAUGUAUGGCACGCGCGUCAAGGCUCAGAGUGCAGCAACAACUGGGGCCGUCAGCAACGUAACAUGGACCGGCAAUACCAUCUCUGGUGCUACGAAAUAUGGCGUCCUCAUCACACAGUCUUAUCCGGACGACGACGGUACGCCGGGUGUAGAUACACCAUUCAGCGAUGUAAACUUUGUCGGCGACCCUACCAGCGUCACUGUGGUCGAGGAUGCCCACAGGGUGACCGUGGAUUGCGGAAAUUGCGCUGGUACCUGGGACUUUUCUGGACUCACAGUGGGUGGUGGCCUUGCAGGCACCAUCGUAUCUGGCGAUGCGACGGUAAGACAGAUGACCGUUGAUGUGCAGGUUCGUCACACUCAAUCUGAUAUGCAUGCACAGAUCCAGGGCGGGUCGUUCUGAGCGCGUCCAUGGUGUGAUGUCUGACAAAGUUUGAGCAAACGCAGCAUCUCAUCGUCGCACACUUUCAACGGAUAAUACUUUUGCAUUAUCCCUGAGAAGCUAUGCGUUUACGCUGCUCGCAAAUAUGCAGGAUUUUGAUAAUAGUUCACCGGCAGCGAUUGUAAUCCACGGACAUCAUCGAAUCGAACAUUAUA
This is a messenger RNA of Rhodofomes roseus, 1847 nucleotides long. RefSeq names its product polygalacturonase. The record is from RefSeq and is a predicted model, not a curated record. Gene Ontology annotation, molecular function: polygalacturonase activity. Bases 496 to 1653 code for a protein of 385 amino acids. Gene Ontology annotation, cellular component: extracellular region. The transcript is spliced from 15 exons. Lineage: Eukaryota; Fungi; Basidiomycota; Agaricomycetes; Polyporales; Fomitopsidaceae. Gene Ontology annotation, biological process: pectin catabolic process.